ACAUACAUACAUACACGGAAAGAUAAGAGUAUAGAGGUGUUCUUUCCCGAUCAAGAUAUCAAGUUUUAAUCACUUAUCAUGUUAUUUAGCUUAAAUUAAGGUUUUAUUCAUACUAUUAUUAAGGUUGCCUUAUUUUCUUACAGGCCAGUAGCACAUUUUAGAAUGGGAUUAAGUUUAUGUUAUAUAUAAUUCAGUAAUGACUUACAAAAUGCAUAGAGACACAGAUAAUAUCUUCUAGUUACAUUGCAGUACAAUUAGAUAAUGACCAAGCAUAUCUGUUGAAUCACAAUAUGGUAAUCUGAGCACACUAUAAGAUCUUUCUGUAAAACACAUAAUAUGUAAAAAAAAAAAACAAAUUACACAAAACACAAACUACAGAAUGAUGCAGAACAAUAUAGAAAAACAAAAUCAAUACCACCCCAUCCGCUACAAGUCUGAAAAUUCAACACAGCCAAGCACACAAGCGUAUUUAAGGGGUUCAUGUUACUGCAUGACAGUUGGCAUGACUGUAAAAAAAAGGCAUGUGCCAAGUGGAGCUGCCAAUGCUCAGCAUGGCUGGUUUUAAUAUUUUAAUGUGUUUCAUUACAACAGUAUGGGCCAGAUAGCCUUUCUGACGUCCAGACAAUUGUCUGCAAAUGAACAAGAUUACAUGACAAGCCCUGAAUGACAGAGCUACCCACUGCUGCCUACCCUAGCCACUUAUCUGAUGGUAGCCUAGCAACAGAUCCCUGACCUGGCUUUGACCUCCACCCGAUAAGGUCAACACCUGAAGGCUCUCCCAUUGGAGGGCUGGCUGAGAGAGAGGUGGAGCUUGGGGAUGUAGGGAGACAAAGGACUCACAGAGCAAGGGCAGCCUCCUCUGCAUACAGUUCCCUGCUCCCUGCUGACAAAAAAAUGUUGUUGCCAGACCUCUUUGCUAGGGUUCGUUAUACCUGUGUGUGUGUGUGUGUGUGUGUGCGAGUGUGUGUGUGUGUGUCAGAGGCAAGCCAAUCAUAAAAGACUGGUCAAAAAAAAUACGAAAGCAUUUGCUCAUACAAUAUCCCCCUUAGCCAAUUCAGACAGCAGUGCCUUAUCUUACACAGGGUCAAAAAUGUUUUUCCCCCCCACAACCCAGCAUCAAUGAGAGGAAAAACAGCAGCUCUAACUGUUCAUAAUGAAAACUAUUGUGGUGACAAAUAGAAGAGACACAUUAUGAAAGAGGUGCUGAAUGUGAAAUUAAUCGACCAGAGCAGCCCACCCUGAUAGACAUCCCCACUUCCUUCUCUAUCAUUUAUUUGUAUGCACACACAGUGAUAUGGAAGUUAAUCCAAAUUAUGAUAGUGGCAAUAUCCUAUUAGACCAUGGCAAUAAAAUCAAGCUGAGACUGGUAACACAUUACAGAUAUCAGAACAUGUGCAGCACGCUCCAUUACAAUAUGAAGUGACAUUAAUCAGUCGGGGUCCUCUUACACACACAUAGAGGCAUAAAACAAACAUGCAAAUCAUACACACAGACAUGCACAAAAGAACAUGCAUUUGGGUGCUGAAGUGCUCUUUUCAGUUGAUAUUAUUUUAAGCUGUAAAAAAGAAUUUAUCACUGGCCUUUUGCAAAAUAAAUUCAGACAUAUUGUAAAGAGAAAAAAAAAGAUAGUCAAGUAGCCCAGGGCAGAGAGGUGGAUAAAUGAAUAGCUGUUCAUAACACUUUUGUAAUUGUUUUUGCUCACCCAGCUUCUGGAAUAAAAAAGUGAUUUAGAGGCAGGUGGCAGACGGUGUUACUGUCCUAGUGCUUUGUGACUUUCUGGGGGAAGAAAUGUACUGUAAACUGCUUGAAUUGAUAAAAGAGCACAUUGUUUUAAGAACUGUAUUUGCUGGGAGGGGUGGGGGGGGGUUGUUGAUCAGCUCACUCAGUUUUGCAUUACACAGGGCAGAGUUUUACAUCUCUCCCUUUCUGAUGGGCAUAUUCACCAAGCUUGUGGCACUGCAGGGAUGAUUAUUCAGCCUGUCAGGUUUGGCACUGCAAGCUAAAAUAACUCUUGUGCCUGAGUCGAAAGACCUUCACUUUCCUCCAGGGCCUUUUGCAAGACCUCUGCCCCAGUUCACCCAGGGCAACCUAGGCUCCUCCUCUGUGUAUACGCAAAUGUGUGCAUGUGUGUGUUUGUACUGUCUCCUUACUGUGGGGAAACUGUUGAAGGUCAAAGGGCAGGAAGUUGGCCACCUGCCUCUGUCACACUAGUAAAAGUAGAAGAGCAGAGAGAGGAAGCGGUAGCAGGAAAGAGAGAAAGUAUGAGUAAACGCAGUAUGUGUGCGUGCUUUUCUUUGACAGUUAGAUUUACAAGAGGGUCACAGAAAUCCUUAAAAAAGUCACAUCCUCUUAUAUCUCUCACACUUUCUGAUGGUUUUUUCUCAGUUUGUAUUUUGUUGACCUUUGUUAAACUUAGUUUAUCUGUUAUGCAGAGUUUAUGCUUCAUUAAAGGAAGCAACUGAUAUAGGCUUUUGUGCUCUCCAGGACCAACGCUGAAUAACCUGGUACAGGGAUCUCUCCAUUGGUAUUUGCUAGAGGCGACAAGCCUUCUCGCUCCCUGCAUAAAUGUGCCAACCGAGGACGAGAGCAUAGAAGGCCAGAGGGCAAAAAGGGAGUGAACCACCUGCUUCUGUCACACUGUCAGGAUGAAGGCGGAUGAGUGCAAAUAGGGUGAAGUGUGUGUGUGUAUGUGUAGGGGUUGGGUUGGGGAUAUUGUGUAGGAGGGGGACAGGUGGUACGCCGGACAGCACUGGCACAAGCCUCCCCAGGAUUUAUCACUCAGCGACAGUCACGGCUGGGCAGGGGACAGAUGUUUCUGUUUACCCCAGGGCAACAUCUGACUGGCCGAGCCUAACGUUAGCCCAACCAGUCUAGCCCGCACAGGACAGAGCCUGGGAGGAUAGAGAGAGAGAGAGAGAGAGAGCGAGAGAGUGAGAGAGAGAGAGAGAGGGAGAAAAAGAGACAGAGGAAAGGAGAAGGAACUGGAGGAUGUUCAGUUUGCCCCCAAGCCACAUAAGCAAGUUAGCUCAUUUCUCUCUGGUUUGCUCCAUCCUCCACUGAAGCACCUGAAACUCAUUUAGCCCCUGCUAACUGUUGUGCCACUAUAGGGAACCAUUUUAAUAAGUAGUAAUAAUGCCGACUCACAAUAAGAGCUACUGUCAAAGCGGAGAAUCUGUGCCAGUUAUUGGGAAGUGAAACAAAACAAUCCUAAUUGACCUUGUGUAUAUUCUACAUUAGAAAAGUAUUCACAAAUGCACAACGCUUAUUGUGGUGUUAUUUAAGGGCCAUUCAGUAAAAGCCUUUUCCCAUUAGUGUAUGUGUGUUACAGCAGGGAAAUCUGAGAGCUGUCACCGGUAAUAUAGCUGGCGCACACAUCCCCGGAGCAAUGAGGAAUGACCUUUAGGUUCAACCCUGAGUGAGGUCAUGUCAGUGUUGCCAUGGCUACUAUCUAGCAGACUGUACCGUUGCCAGCAUUACCUCAGCUGCCUGGCAUUGUCGGGGUCAGAGAACAGGCUGUGACCUCCCCAUGGUGACCAAACUCAACUGGGAACAAAAACACCACCAAGACAAACACAACUAGUCUAGCUUAUUUGCUAUUAAUGAGCAUGUUUAUGGCACUGAUGAUGCAGAAGUUAUGAUUUCUAUGUUGAUUUAUGACUUGAAUAAGUUAGCCCUGGUAAAUUGAGUUUGAUAUCACAAAGAGUUUGCUAUCAUUAAUUGCCAGUAAUGUGGUGUAAUAAGCUAAGGAUGGAGACACACACAAUAACGCUGAGCACUGAUUAAGUCAUGCAGCAUGAGGAAGCUUAAAAAACAAUUUCAUCUGCCAAAGGAUUGUUCACUCAAAAUUUGUAAUCACAAACAUCACUCUCGCAAAUCUAGAAACCCACAGAACAGAGACACUUAUCUGUGAUUUCAUCAAGAUGUCAGAGCUGAUGCAUUAGACUGACUCAGUGGAAUCAUGGAAAUAAUUGUUAAUACAUAUACAUCGUACUACAUUUAGACAUGGUAGCUGAUGCGAACCAGAAAAUGCACUUACACACACAAAAUCACUUGUAUGAUCUUUAAGUCCCCUUUUCCAUCUUUUACAACUCAUUCUCAGUUUGUCUGUACUCUGGUUUAACCUCACAAGCAUAUAUAUUUAUAUAUAUGUACAACAAACUCUCUAAUAACUCUUUGUCAGAGUUGAAUGUUAUACAAACAGAAGUAUAGCAUAUCCCGGGGUAUAUGUACUGUAAGUGGAUAUCUUGAAAUUGAGUACUUUUUCCCUGAGGUAGUUAAAGAAAUCAUGUAGAGGUCUUGCCAUAUGCAUAUUUUGUACUGUCCACAAAAAUACAAUGUGCAAGAUACAAAUAAACCAAAAAUAAUCUGACCUUUUUCUUGUAGCUGCUCACCACUCUCUGGUCAGAGCACCUGCGCGUAGACUGUCCACCUGCAGGUGCAGGUGAGACACACAGCUGUCUACACACAGAGACACACUCACACAAGCCUAUUAAAAUUGUAAUGUAAACCAUUGUAUUAUUCAGUAUCACAACCCAACAUUAUCCUCUCCACAAAUGAAAAACCUAAUAGGAUGUCUUAAUCACUUCGUGCAGGAGAUGCAAUAAUAUAUAACUCUUUUCUAUUUGUGGAGCAUGUUUGUCCACUCUCCUCCUGAUAGGCCCCAUUUAAUCAUGUUGUUCUGUUUCCUAAUUAGCAGAAAUGCAAAGUGUCUUUGUCACCUGUGGACAGCCAAGAGGGCUAAUUUGGGCUUUUCACUAAUUGCCACGGUAACGAGCCUCCUGCGCCUCCGCUGGGGGUGGGUGGAAGGCAUGGCAGGAGGAGGACUGGAGGAUGGAAGGAUGGAGGGAUGAAGACACAGCUCUCCUCACACACGGCCGAGGUGUGAAAGAACGCGGCAGGCCAACAGAACGCAGCCUGGAGGAGUCCAACAGCAGGGAGUGGGGGACAGCCUGCGCUGUGAAAAAGCCCCAACACCCAGCUGAGAGGGAGGAGGAUUCAGCUCUGGCCAGUUUUGGACUCUAAACUUUGAUGAGGAGAUGACUACAUUGGGUUGGAUAAUUAUUGGACAUUUUUCUGACACUGACACCAGUUAUUGCCCCCAUCUGAUUUAAUACUGGUUCCCACUUCCCACACGAUGUACCUUGUAACUGUUCUUUUAAUAGACAAAUUCUAGGUAUAACUCAGCAGGCAGUUUUUAAAUUAGCAGCCUGACAUGUAUGAAGCCUGCAUGUGAGAAAAGGGGGUAGGAGGAGGUGAUUACAAAAAUAAACCAAAUUAUGUGAUGAUGAUAAUUAGGGUUAUUUUUUUUAAAGAAGUAGUUAAUCUAUAAGUCAAAGUUGCAGAUUUUAGUUUUAGUAAAAUGCAACUUUUAUAUAGUUUAAAAAUCAUUAUAAGUGUGUAGCCUAGUAAAGGCUUUGCUUGUUAAAAAGUGUGCAUAUGUGUAUAAUAAGCCAAAAAAUGUCUACAUCUUUGUAUAAGAACACCUUGGGUGCACUUAAAUAGUAAUAAUAUACUAAAUAGUCCAAAGUACUUCUUCUGUAGUAUUACAUUUAAUCUCAGUACAUAGCAGCAUAGGUUUAUUGUAUAAAUACUUCCACUCCUCCAGUCAGUAAUAGCCUAAUAAUAUUCAUUUUAAGCAUCAAAAUUUUACCAUGCUGCUGUAGGGGUGCUAAUUUCUAAUUAUCAUAAAGAUUAGUGGUAUUACUGGUCGCUAAUUAACGCUAAAUUCAUGUUAAAAACAUGUCACUGUUUUAUGUAUUUUGACGGCGGUCAUUAUUAAGAUGUACAUUCAUACAUUUUACAUUUGCAUUUGUUAUUAUCGUUACCUUUAAUAUUAUUAUCAUGAGAAAAAAAUUAAACAGAUUCCGUGAAUGUAAUUUGACUCCAUCAAUAUGGUGUCUCUGCUGAAUUAUGCCUCUUCGCUUUUUUUUUUUUUUUUUCUAAUACAUUUUCUUUUCAAGCAAUACACCCUGAAAGCUUGGGGGCACCUUGUCCGUACGCUGCUCUCGGGGGCGAGCUCCUCGAGUGUGUGCGUGCGCGCAAAAGAGCGUGUUUGAGUGUGUGAGAGCGUGUGAAUGUGUGUGAGUGACUGCGUGUGUGUGUGUGUUGUGUGUGUGUGAGUGUGAGUGUGCGUGCGUGCGUGUGUGCGCGCGUGUGUCUGCUCUGCUGUUGCUGCCCUUUGAUCCCUGCAUUAGUGUUAGUUAGGGGCUCGGAGACACACUUGCACCGAGAGCAGCCAUAGUCAAGACACGGCAACAACAACAGCGGCACCUCCUCCGCCUGUGUUCCCAUUCCCCAACAAUACACUUUAAACCGAGCAAAGCCAGGUGCACGACCAAGUCCCUGCCAUCACUGGCGCCUCCAGUCUCAAUGGGAAAAACCUUUUUUCUUCUUAUCCCUAAACAAGGACGAGAAUGUGAUUAAAAACGGGGGAAAAUGCCAAGGAGGAAGCAGGAGCAACCCAAGCGCCUGCCUUCACAUUUGGACAGCAACGAGGAAGGAGGGCCUGACGGCGGUCCUGUGGAGGAGGAAGGCUGGUUUGGGAAUGCUUCUGACACACGCUCAGAGUCGUCGUCCUACGGAGACACCCAGGAUGAGCUCCUCCUGCCAAGGGGCUCCUCUCCCGAUGAACGGCCUGGAGUCAGCGCUGGGUCCGGGGACCACGAUACCUGCGGAGGUGAGAGCUCACUGGGUUGCCCCACACCCGUCCGUCGUGCCUCUUUGGAACUUCUUGGACUGGAUGGAGGUGCAUUCUCGGCCCAGGACACACUCUCCUCUGUGGUAUCAUCACUAUAUGGCGAGGCAGCAUCUCGUGCCCUUGGAAAACCCCUCAGCAGCAACCUACGGCGCCUCCUAGAGGCUGGGUCGCUGAAACUUGACACAGGGGAGCUCCUGGGUCGGUCAUCCAGGGGAGGUGCAGGUGGGGAAUCCCCUCCAAUAGGUCUAGCCCCACCCUUGACCCUGUCCCCGUCUUCCCACCAUGCCCAGCAGUUAAGUGCUCUUGCCCGUAAACUGGCCAAUAACAACAACAACAGCGGCUCAGCCUCACCAGCCUCCUUGGCCCCCUCAGUCACUAACAUUAAGCAAGAGCCCCUUGACCCCUUUAACUCUGUCACCCCUAGCAAUGGAAGUGGCUUUGUAUGGGCAGGUGUUGCAGAUAAGUGGCCGCCAGCCAGCUGCUCCACGCCCUGCGGCUCCAGCCUGUCCCCGGACUCUGCAAUCCAGAAGUUAAAAGCAGCAGCGAAUGCUGUACUUCAAGACAAGAAUGCCGUGGCCUCCUCCUCAACAACUUCUUCUUCCUCCUCCUCCACCUCUGCUUCAUCUGCAGUGCCCACCCUUGGAGGGGGUGGUCGAGGAGAUGAUGUGGUGCGCUUUGAUGCCUUCAACUCUCCGUUUAGCCCGCAGUCAGCCAGCUCCACCCUAGCUGCACUUUCCAAGAAAGUCAGUGAGCGGAGCCAAGCCUCGUCAACGGCCAGUGCUGCCACUGACCACCAAGCCUCAGCAAGUUCCUUUCUCUCACUUGUGUCAAUGACCUCCUCUGCUGCCUUGCUCAAAGAGGUGGCAGCCAGAGCAGCAGGAAACAUGCUCGCAGAGAAGAAAGAGGGGUCCCCAUUGGUGACUGCUGGGGUCCUCCAAGAGGAUGUGAAACCCCUGCUGGACAAGAACCAGAAGGCACCCACGCCAUCUACACCCACCCAGAGCCUAGAGUUGUUGUUGCCCUCUACUCCAAAAAGCAGAGGCAAACCCAACAGCCAAGCAGGCUCUCCUGAGGAUGGUGGCAAACCAUUCCAGUGUCCUGUGUGUGGACUGGUCAUCAAACGCAAGAGCUACUGGAAGAGACACAUGGUCAUCCACACAGGCUUGAAAAGCCACCAGUGUCCCCUGUGUCCCUUCCGCUGUGCUCGCAAAGACAAUCUUAAGUCCCACAUGAAGGUACAUCAGCACCAGGACCGGGGUGAGACAUUUCAGUGCGAACUUUGCCCCUUCACCUCCUCCCGUCACUUCAGCCUGAAGCUUCACAUGCGCUGCCACCAGCACUUCCCCCGCACAGACGUCAAGGUGAAAGAGGAGCUCACUACCGACACGGAGGGCGAGGGCUCCGUGAUGGGUGACAGCGGCUCCGCAGACCUGAGAGGGACGGAGGUGUCCCCGCUGCACUCAGACACUCAGCAGCAGACGUCCCCUCCAGUCGAGGCUUCCUCCAAUCAUGUCCACAUCAAGGAGGAGCCACAGGAGAGAGACCUGUCUGUGCUCUCCCCCUUUAGCAUCUGCAGGGAACGUCCCAGCAGCAGCGCCAACUCUCUGGACCUGCCUGGAGUUGGCGUAGGAGUCGGGGUCCGGUCCAGUCCUAGUGGUCCAACCACAGCCUCCCUCUUCAGCCCUGACAUCACUACCAAGACGGCCACUGACCUGCUUAUGAAGCUAUCAGCGGCCAACCAGAGGGAGACGUUGAAAUCUCCAUUCCACUUAAAGGAAGAGCCCAAAGUGGAGGAAGCAUUGAGCCCCAGACCAGCCUCCCAGUCUCAGAGCCAGGCCCAGCCCAGCUUCCCUGUGACAUUCUGCCAGGACGGGCCAACGGGGGCUACAGCAGCCGCAGAGCGCCCAGGGCCACUGAAACCAAGGGAAGGAAGCCCCACGGCUAAGAACAGCUUGCUGAGCCAGGAUAUCAAUGUUAAGGUGGCCUCUGAGCUGCUGAUGAAGCUUUCAGAGAGCAACAAAGAUGCCCAGUACCAGAAGGUGAAAGUAAAGGUGGAGCCCAUGGAGGUGGACCCACCGCCCGCAGAACUCACCCCACCUGCCUCUCACCUGCUGGCUUUCAGCACUUUAGGGGCGAGUGAGAAGAGCGAGCCAAUGACGAACCUCCCCGAGACGUUGACCCGCCCCCAGAAAGACCUCUUCUCCCAGGACAUAUCGGUCAAAAUGGCCUCCGAACUACUGUUCAAACUGUCAGAAAAAGUCAGCAAAGCCAACAACCACAAAGACAGUAACAUGGUGGGAAUAAACAGUCCGUUCCUGGACGAGUGCUUCAGACAAUCACCCUUUAACUCGCGCUCCAAGAGCUCUUCCCCCGCAGAGGCCAGCUCCUCUACCAGGGCAGCAUUCCAUGACUCAGAAAAAGAUGACGGGGAGCCGGGGAACGGGAUUGCCCAGUGGAGACUAAAUGAACAGCUUUUCCCCUGUCCCGUCUGUGGCAAAGUGUUUGGUAGACAGCAGACACUUUCUAGACAUCUGUCUCUACACACAGAAGAGAGGAAGUACAAGUGUCACCUGUGUCCUUACGCAGCCAAGUGCAGGGCUAACCUCAAUCAGCACCUGACCAUCCACUCUGUCAAGCUGGUCAACACAGACGCCGACCAGAUCGUCAGCGCUGUUAUAGCCGACUCAGCCGAGCGCAAGAACUGCCCCUACUACUACAGCUGCCAUGUGUGUGGUUUCCAGACGGAGCUGAACGCCCAGUUUGUCGGCCACAUGUCGCUCCAUGUGGACAAGGAGCAGUGGAUGUUCUCACUCUGCUGCAGCGUCUGUGACUACGUCUGCAUGGAGGAAAACGACAUGAAGAACCACAUUAGUACUGGACACGCAGGUCUGAACUCAAGGAGUCCCCUCAGCGAGACCAAGAGCACCUCCUCGUCGCUCUCGGCCCUCAGCGAUUCACUCAACAGCUCUGAGGGCGGAGACCUCACCCACGGUAACGAAGAACUCAAGAGCCUGCUAGCCCCGCCCUCCUCUGCAGGCAGCCAGUCCAGCUCCGGAAGCCACUCGGGAUCAGGAACUGAGGACAAGUCUGAUAAAGGCUUUGAGUGUGUCUUCUGCAAUUUCGUGUGCAAGACGCGUAGCAUGUAUGAGCGGCACCUCCAGAUCCACCUCAUCACACGGAUGUUUGAGUGCGACGUCUGCCACAAGUUCCUCAAGACGCCCGAGCAGCUGCUGGAGCACAAGAAGUGCCACACCGUCCCCUCCGGAGGGCUCAAGUGCCCUUUCUGCAUCUACUCCACCAAUCGUCCAGCGGCCAUGGAGUGCCACCUUAAGACGCACUGUAAGAUGGAGUACCGCUGCCGCAUCUGCCAGGGACUGUGGCCCGACCAGGCCUCAUUGGAGGCCCACAUGCGCGGGCACCGCCUGGGCAACCACUACAAGUGUGAGCAGUGUGGCUACUUGUCCAAGACGGCCAAUAAGCUGAUCGAGCAUGUGCGUGUGCACACGGGCGAGCGGCCCUUCCAUUGCGACCGCUGCUCUUAUAGCUGCAAGCGCAAGGACAACCUCAACCUGCACAAGAAGCUGAAGCAUGCGCCGCGCCAGACUUUCGGCUGCCAAGAGUGCCCUUUCACCACCACACACCCCUUUGUCUUCAGCCGCCACCUCAAGAAACACCAGAGUGGAGGAGCGGGGGGACUGGACGGAGGUGGAGGAGGAGAAGAGGAGGAGGAAGAUGAGGAGGCAGGAGAGGAGGAGCUGCAACUUGAGGGAACAUCACCGGGGGGCUCGUCAGCACGGAGGAGCCAAGAGAACUUCCUCUUCAGCGGAGGAGGAGGAGGGAGCAGCGGAGGGAGCGGGAGCAACAGCCCCCUCAUGAGUCUAACAGCAUCGCAGGCGCUGCAGUCCGUCGCUCUGUCACUCAAACUGGGCAAGUCCCAGCAGCUGGACGCCACCAGCCCUCUGCACCGCUUGGUUAGCGCCAACGGCAACGACAUCACCAGAAACCCCGGCGGUGUGAGCAGCGGCAGCCCCUCCCUCUUCCUCCCCUCCUCCCGCCACGUCUUCGAGCAGUACAGGAACUGCGACCGGGCGCACCUGAUUCCCCUCACCACCCUGUUCACCCACAACAGCCGCUUCACAUUCCACUCGCACCUCCACUCCAGAUGGCGGCCCGCCACAUCUCCUCUCCUCUUCUCCUCCAACCCGGUGUCCCCCUCCCUCUCUCCUCCCUCACCCGCCUCCCACAAACACUCCUUCCUGGCCUACCUGGGACUGAUGGAGAGGGCCAAGACUGUUUGACCUCGCCCACCUCCUCUCCUCUCCUCCCCUCACUCCUCGGACGGUGGUGUGAAUGACACUUGACCACUGCAGUGGGAGCAACAUCUUUUCCA
Molecule: messenger RNA, 11087 nt
Organism: Thunnus maccoyii (southern bluefin tuna)
Lineage: Eukaryota; Metazoa; Chordata; Actinopteri; Scombriformes; Scombridae
Gene: znf827
Product: zinc finger protein 827
Exons: 14
Coding region: 6436-10995 (1519 amino acids)
Biological process (GO): regulation of gene expression
Cellular component (GO): nucleus
Source: RefSeq, a predicted model, not a curated record